CAACUAAUUUUUAAGAAGAAAGAAGAAAAAGUCGGUAGUCAGUGAACGAUCAUGAUGUGUAAUGUGAGAGAAAACGUGUUGAAUGAAUGUAAAGGGUGUGGUACUGUUUUUUGGUCGCGGAAAUCUGGGUAGUUGGAUCUUAUAAAGGCCUGGGGUUGUGGGUUAUAUAUAUCCAAUAGAGCUCUUGGAUCUCCUUCAUAGGUGGGCACAGCAGUAGAAUAAAAAGAAACAAGCUAAUUUCUCUAUUCCACUUCUUCUGCCUUAGAUCUCUCCUUAACCAGACACUAGAAGAACAAAAAAAAUAAAAAUUCUGUCUUUCUUAGUUUUGUCCCCAUUCAUCCAUUUUUAAGAGGUCAUCAAUAGCAAAGAAAGAUGGUGAAGAUCUGUUGCAUUGGAGCUGGAUAUGUAGGCGGGCCUACCAUGGCUGUAAUUGCAUUGAAGUGCCCAGAAAUUGAGGUAGCUGUUGUUGACAUUUCCGUGCCACGAAUCAAUGCCUGGAACAGUGAUCAGCUCCCCAUAUACGAGCCUGGGCUAGAUGAUGUGGUAAAACAGUGCAGAGGGAAGAACCUAUUCUUUAGCACUGAUGUUGAGAAACAUGUUAUGGAGGCAGACAUUGUCUUUGUUUCAGUCAAUACUCCUACCAAAACCCAAGGUCUUGGAGCUGGCAAAGCAGCUGAUCUGACCUAUUGGGAGAGUGCUGCUAGAAUGAUUGCUGAUGUAUCAAAAUCGGACAAAAUUGUGGUUGAGAAAUCAACAGUCCCUGUGAAAACAGCUGAGGCAAUAGAAAAGAUUCUGACCCACAAUAGUAAAGGAAUCAACUUCCAAAUUCUUUCCAAUCCUGAAUUUCUUGCCGAGGGAACUGCAAUUCAAGACCUUUUCAAUCCUGACAGAGUUCUCAUCGGAGGCAGGGAAACCCCAGAAGGCACGAAGGCCAUACAAGCACUGAGAGACGUUUAUGCCCAUUGGGUCCCUGUUGACCGAAUUAUUUGCUCUAAUUUGUGGUCUGCUGAACUCUCAAAACUUGCUGCAAAUGCCUUCUUGGCACAGAGGAUCUCUUCUGUUAAUGCCAUUUCAGCACUCUGUGAGGCAACUGGUGCAGAUGUCACCGAAGUGUCACAUGCUGUUGGUAAGGACACAAGAAUUGGUCCCAAGUUUCUGAAUGCUAGUGUUGGUUUUGGUGGGUCAUGCUUCCAGAAGGAUAUCUUGAACUUGGUUUAUAUUUGUGAGUGUAAUGGCCUUACUGAGGUAUCAAAUUAUUGGAAGCAGGUAAUUAAGAUUAAUGACUAUCAGAAGUCCCGAUUUGUUAACCGGGUUGUGUCAUCAAUGUUCAACACAGUUUCAGGUAAGAAGAUUGCCAUUCUGGGCUUUGCCUUCAAGAAGGACACCGGUGACACCAGGGAGACCCCGGCCAUUGAUGUUUGCAAGGGCUUGUUGGGUGACAAAGCGCGGUUGAGCAUAUAUGACCCACAGGUCAAUGAGGACCAGAUCCAGAGGGAUCUUUCCAUGAAAAAAUUUGAUUGGGAUCACCCACUUCAUCUUCAGCCGAUGAGCCCUACAUCUGUUAAGCAAGUUAGUGUUGUCUGGGAUGCUUAUGAGGCAACUAAAGAUGCUCAUGGAAUAUGCAUUUUGACCGAGUGGGAUGAAUUUAGGAGUCUUGAUUAUCAAAGGAUCUAUGAUAACAUGAGGAAGCCUGCAUUCGUGUUUGAUGGUCGGAACAUUGUGGAUGGGGAGAAGCUUAGGCAAAUUGGGUUUAUUGUUUACGCCAUUGGAAAGCCACUGGAUUCUUGGCUCAAGGACAUGCCGGCUGUGGUAUAAAGGCUACAAAGAAGACACUUUUGAAUAGUCUUGCUUUUAGUCAAAUAUAAAUUUUUAUAUUGAGAGAGGAUGAUGUGUCCGAUAUUUCAUUUCAUUAUAUUAUUUGUUUUUUUUUUUUUCUCAUUCUGGUAGUUUUAAGGUAAUGUUAUCUCUCCCUUAUGGUAGGUACCUUGAUACAGUAUUCUGCCCUUACACCUCUUUAGCUAGUACAGCAUCUAAAUUUGUUCGUACUUUAUUAAUGUAAUAAACGAGAAUUCAAGAAUUUCAAUACUAUUCAUCUAAUUCUCUA
Molecule: messenger RNA, 2104 nt
Organism: Ziziphus jujuba (common jujube)
Lineage: Eukaryota; Viridiplantae; Streptophyta; Magnoliopsida; Rosales; Rhamnaceae
Product: UDP-glucose 6-dehydrogenase 5
Exons: 2
Coding region: 373-1815 (480 amino acids)
Biological process (GO): glycosaminoglycan biosynthetic process
Cellular component (GO): nucleus; cytosol
Molecular function (GO): NAD binding; UDP-glucose 6-dehydrogenase activity
Source: RefSeq, a predicted model, not a curated record